Messenger RNA from Neospora caninum, 513 nucleotides. RefSeq lists its product as hypothetical. The record is from RefSeq and is a predicted model, not a curated record. Gene Ontology annotation, cellular component: cytosol; nucleus. The transcript has 7 exons. The coding region runs from base 1 to 513 and encodes 170 amino acids. Gene Ontology annotation, biological process: chaperone-mediated protein complex assembly; protein folding. Lineage: Eukaryota; Apicomplexa; Conoidasida; Eucoccidiorida; Sarcocystidae. Gene Ontology annotation, molecular function: protein-folding chaperone binding; Hsp90 protein binding.
AUGCUUCCGAGGAGGGUCCCUCCGGCCUUCCAGUGGGCGCAGUCUCCUGUGGAAGUUUUUCUGAACAUUAAAUUCGCUUACCGAUGGAGCAGUCCAGGCGCUCUCUCCGUCGUCGAUCCGCUUUUUGCCAGCGACACUCAAUCCUUCGCGUUCAGUGGGGUCGGUACCCACUCUGGAAUCAAAAAAAAAUACAGUCUCAGCCUCGCUCUCUUCGACGAAAUCAUCCCUGAGGCCACCAGAUGGAGUUUCGCCUCCGUCGGGAAAGUUGUCGUUACCUUGCAAAAGAAAAAAAUGGGCGUGUGGGAUCGGCUGACAGAGGACAAGGCGAAGAUCUCCAACAUGAACGUGUGGUGGGAUAUGAAGGAGAAAGUCCAGCGGGACCUCGACGAUUUCCAGCGCGGAAAUUACACUUCGCGUUACCUGGCAACCGAGGGGAGCAACCGUCAGGCUGCAGGAGAAGUGAACGCCGAGGACGCAAAGGAGAAAAGCGACUCGACUCACGAGGAAUUGUAG